This is a messenger RNA of Engraulis encrasicolus (European anchovy), 2401 nucleotides long. RefSeq names its product K(lysine) acetyltransferase 5b (gene kat5b). The record is from RefSeq and is a predicted model, not a curated record. The coding region runs from base 37 to 1734 and encodes 565 amino acids. Gene Ontology annotation, cellular component: chromatin; MSL complex. Gene Ontology annotation, molecular function: histone H4K16 acetyltransferase activity; transcription coregulator activity. The transcript is spliced from 15 exons. NCBI's taxonomy places the organism in Eukaryota, Metazoa, Chordata, Actinopteri, Clupeiformes, Engraulidae. Gene Ontology annotation, biological process: positive regulation of transcription by RNA polymerase II; negative regulation of DNA-templated transcription.
AGCCCUUGCGCCAUCAGUUACGAUAGCAGAACAACAAUGGCGGAUACAUCGGUGGAUGUCGUAGAGGGCUGUCGUCUUCCUGUCCUCCGGAAAAAUCAGGAAAAUGAAGACGAGUGGCCCUUGGCUGAAAUUCUCAGUGUCAAAGACAUACCCGGGAAAAAGCUCUACUAUGUCCACUACAUCGAUUUUAAUAAGCGUCUGGAUGAGUGGGUCAUGCCAGACCGACUUGACAUGAAGAAGCUUCAGUUCCCGAAGAAAGAGGCCAAGACGCCCACCAAAAAUGGGCUCUCGGGAUCUCGGCCCAGCUCGCCAGAGAGAGAAGUCGUAAGGCCCGGUAGACCGGACGUCCAUCCUCCAGCCACUCUCCCAACUGUAACGCCAGCUCCCGCUCACCCACCCACACAACCUCAGCCUCAGAGGAAGAGUCUAGAAAACAACAACAACAACGCUCAAACUCCAACAGCUCCUUCCAGAGGCAAAACCCUUCCCACACCGAAGAGGAAAACAGAGUCGGUCUCGUCUUUGACAUCCCAGCCGUCCCCAGCAACGCCGGCGUCCACAGAGUCUCCACAGCCCUACACUCCCGCCAGGGAAACCUUUACGCCCAAAUCAAAUAACAGAGAAGAGCACGAGCCACUCACUACAAAUGGAACAACGCGGCGGCUCAUUCCAUCUCAGCCUGGGAGGAAGAGGAAAGCCAACUGUGGAGGCACGGAUGAGAUUAUAAAGGUUUUCCAGUAUAACAGCCCUCGAUGUCCCAGUGUCUUUCUGCCGUCAGGAGAGGACUCGCAGGACAGUACGGAUGGCAUUCCCUCGGCGCCGCGCAUGACGGGCAGUUUGGUGUCGGACCGCAGCCACGACGACAUCGUCACGCGCAUGAAGAACAUCGACUGCAUCGAGCUGGGCCGGCACCGGCUGAAGCCCUGGUACUUCUCGCCCUACCCGCAGGAGCUCACCGCCCUGCCCAUCCUCUACCUCUGCGAGUUCUGCCUCAAGUACCUCAAGAGCCUCAAGUGUCUGCAGAGGCACCUGACAAAAUGCAACCUUCGGCAUCCACCAGGAAAUGAGAUUUAUCGUAAAGGGACCAUCUCCUUCUUUGAAAUCGAUGGCAGGAAAAACAAGAACUACUCCCAGAACCUGUGUCUACUGGCCAAGUGCUUCCUGGACCAUAAAACGCUCUACUACGACACAGACCCAUUCCUCUUCUACGUCAUGACAGAGUACGACUCCAAAGGCUUUCACAUAGUGGGGUAUUUCUCAAAGGAAAAAGAGUCUACGGAAGAUUACAACGUGGCUUGCAUUCUGACGUUACCGCCGUACCAGAGGAGAGGCUAUGGCAAACUGCUCAUAGAAUUCAGCUACGAGCUGUCCAAGGUGGAGGGCAAGACGGGGACGCCAGAGAAGCCCCUGUCGGACCUGGGCCUGCUGUCCUACCGCUCCUACUGGUCCCAGACCAUCCUGGAGAUCCUCAUGGACCUCAAGUCGGAGAACGGGGAGCGGCCGCAGAUCACCAUCAAUGAAAUCAGUGAGAUCACCAGCGUUAAGAAGGAGGAUGUCAUAUCUACACUCCAAUACCUCAACCUCAUCAACUACUACAAGGGCCAGUACAUCCUGACUCUGUCAGAGGACAUCGUUGAGGGCCACGAGAGGGCCAUGCAGAAACGACAUCUACGCAUUGACUCCAAAUGCCUCCACUUCACCCCAAAAGACUGGAGCAAGCGAGGGAAGUGGUGAAGCAUGGUGCACUCAUACAGGGAGGCUGACGGGGAAGGCCCAAGAGGUCAUUUGUCCCAGGCCCAUGGAGAGAGGAGACCCUUUCAGAUGACUUUGUCUAAGGCCCGGCCAAAACUGUCAGCGGCUGUGCACACGCUAACACACACACACACACACACACACACAUACACACACGCACACACACACACAGAAGUCUGCAUUCUCCACAUGCAUUACUCUCCUUUCUCACCUGCGUCGCUCCUCCUUCUUCCUGGAUUGUCUCUCGUACAGGGCAAAUAACAAUCUCAUAUCCAGCAAAGCAGUGAAGAAGCAGAAGCUUCAAAAGUGUUCAGAGGUAUUAGUACAUUUUCAGCUCUUUCUUUGUAAAGGUUUUUGUUUUUUUCGAUAAUGUUGUAUUGAAAAAAAAACAGUGGCAGUUUGCUCUUUUUAAAACAAGAAAAAAGCCAUGAGUCUACUGUUACAAGAAUGUAAAUUUGGGUACUUUGUACAGCUGUUCUGUCUUUUUUUUAUCUGAAUGUAAAACUAUGGUAAUUGUCAGGCACAGUGGCUGUGCUUAUUUUAAAGCGUAUCAUUUCCUUGUAAAACUGUGUAUUAACCUUUAUAGUUGUAAAUGUGAACUAGGAACCCCAAUCAUGCCUUCACCCUAAUAAAUGUAUAGUCAUUGAAA